AUGGCGCAGGAGCGGCGUCGGGUAACCGAUAAUUUCUCGGACGGCCUCAUCCGAUUACUGACGACUACCAGCUGCUGCAUGUUGCUCGUCAUCGUCACGAUCAAGCUGAGCCCGCAUUUCCUGUACAACGGAAGCACCCUGCUGCUGGGGGACACCGGGGAAAAGGUGUUCUUCUUCCGAGCCACGAAAGCCGCGAUCAUCGCCUUCCUGCUGCUAGGACUGGUCAUCAUAGUGACGGUGCACCACUACUGCCGUAACUACAAAGUUAUCGGAACCUGGACCACCCUUGCUUGCGCCAUGAGCCUGGCCAUAUUACCCGCCCCUUGCAUCUACGUCAUCUUCGAGGAGUACAACGAGCCGGCUGACAUCUACUCGGUCGUCUUCGUCGCCUACAACUUCAUGGCGCUCAGCGUGGUAGUGAUUAGGUUAAACGGUCCGCGCCUGCUCCAGCACUGGUGCCUGACCGUCCAGUCUACCUUCAUGACGCUUUUCGUGCUAAUGUUCUUGCCCUUCCUUGCCCAGAUGGUCAUGCUGUGCCUCAUACUCAUUCGGAACCUGGUCGUGGCUGUGCCGACCGUCGUCGAUAUAAUUAGGGAUGGGAUGGCCAAGCAGAGGAACGAAAGUGUGGAGAGCCUGCAUUCGGGAAUGUUACUCUCGACUUCCAGUACGGAAAGCGGCUGGGACGCCCGUGGCAUCAAGCUGGGGCUGGGUGACUUCGUUGACUUCGUCUUCUACAGCGUCCUGGUGGGCUCGGUGGUGAGUUUCGGCGACUGGACCAUUGUGUGCACCUACGUCGUCUGCGUUCUGGUCGGCGUCUGCGCCACGAUUUUCGUGCCUGUCGUGCUGGCCGUCAUGUGGGAAGGCGUGCCGUCGCUUCCCGUGUCGACAUUGUUGGGCCUAUCUUUCGUCGAAUCUCACAAGGUCAUCGGGAAGCCUGCGAACGAACUGUGCGUCUCACAAGUACUCAUAUGA
Molecule: messenger RNA, 972 nt
Organism: Dermacentor albipictus
Lineage: Eukaryota; Metazoa; Arthropoda; Arachnida; Ixodida; Ixodidae
Product: presenilin-2-like
Biological process (GO): protein processing
Cellular component (GO): nucleus; plasma membrane
Molecular function (GO): aspartic endopeptidase activity, intramembrane cleaving
Source: RefSeq, a predicted model, not a curated record